CAAAACCGGGAAGGAAAUAAAAAGCUCAAAAACUAUAAAACCUUCACCGAUGCUUUGCAUUUUUCUCCAAGAGCUGGUCUCUCCAAUUAUAUUCGACACAAUCGCGCUCACCCCAAACCUUAUCCCAUUCCUCCAUUCAACCAAUAAUCAUGCUUUCCACUUCCAUAAAACUUGCGCUUCUUGCCGUCCUUGCUCUUCGUCUCUCUGUAGGUUCUGCAUAUGCGGCCCCGCAUGGAGUCAGGCGAAGUGAUCAUGACGAAUCGAUGAAUGUGCGCAGCACUUUGUCUACUCACGAGUCGACCCUCGAUACAAGACAGAUAACUGGGAUUAUCGACGCCAUAACGGGUGCUGGUGAGGCCGGUAGUGAUGCUGCGAAAGUAGCGAAAGGAGGAUCAGGUGCUUCAAAGGCCAGCAAAAGCACCAAAGCCGAAGCCAAAGACCAAAACAAGGGCAACAGCACAUCUCAACAGCACGAAGUAGUCAAUAUAGGCAUGGAUAUUCGCGGAAUCAGUGAUACAGCCUAUGAUGAACGUUCAUAAUUCUUCAGAAAACCACAAAAGUAUCGACAUGAGCGAAACCUGCAUCAGAGUUCGAAUGAGGCGGUGUUCAUAGGUGGCCGAGUUCGAUAAAUCUUAGAAUGUGACGUUUUCGCUCCAAAUCAACCUCACAACAAACAAAAUGAAUUUUAUAUGCUGAGUUAGGCACUCGGGUGACACAUAAGUGAAAGUGAAAUCAAUGUCGUUGCGACCAGUGGUUCCUUCAGUCACUUCGACCAUGGAGAGGUUAUAUCUUCUCUGAUACCAUACGUACUCCUUCAUUUCCUCCUGAUGCUUGCGAAGCUCUUUGCUCAUGAUUCCAAAUAAAUUCAGACCAUGUCAUUCAAAAAAGUAAUACCCC
Lentinula edodes (shiitake mushroom) is the source of this 897-nucleotide messenger RNA. RefSeq lists its product as uncharacterized. Lineage: Eukaryota; Fungi; Basidiomycota; Agaricomycetes; Agaricales; Omphalotaceae. The coding region runs from base 150 to 539 and encodes 129 amino acids. The transcript has 3 exons. The record is from RefSeq and is a predicted model, not a curated record.